This is a messenger RNA of Alosa sapidissima (American shad), 3044 nucleotides long. RefSeq names its product coiled-coil domain containing 14 (gene ccdc14). The transcript has 14 exons. The coding region runs from base 92 to 2854 and encodes 920 amino acids. Gene Ontology annotation, biological process: protein localization to centrosome. NCBI's taxonomy places the organism in Eukaryota, Metazoa, Chordata, Actinopteri, Clupeiformes, Clupeidae. Gene Ontology annotation, cellular component: centriolar satellite. The record is from RefSeq and is a predicted model, not a curated record.
CAUACUACUGGCUAGAAAGCGCCGUGUGAAUUUGAUCGACAUUUCAAUUGAACAAAUAGGUAAAUGCAUUUCGGAGCUUACGUUUCGUGGGAUGACGACAAGACAAGGACUGUCAAAACACAAGGUGAUCUCCUCGGGGAGACUGACCAGCACCAGUCGAGGACAGCCCAUCAAGAAAAAGUUACCCAGUAAACCAACACCUGCCCCUGGACCACAUUACUCUCUUUACUCUACUGACUCCGAGGAUCAAGUCACAACCAUACACAGAGGGUUAGAUCGCUGUGCAGCCUUGCUCCAUGGCAUUCUUCAAGCUGAACAAGAGGAACCCAAACCACCCACUGCCAAGGGUACCAAGAGUGUUCCCUCCAAACCCAAACCAAAGCAAUGUCCAGGGAGACGGGAGGCAGAAAGAAAAAAGCCUGUGAGGAAAACGAUCUCUGCUUCGGCCUCAGCUCCAGAGCAGAAGGCCAUCUUGACCUCCCGGUCUCAGUCUGCGCUGAGAGGACAGCCCGGCUACCCUGAAGAGCCCAGACCCACAGGAGAUCCAGGAGGCCCUCAGAUGGCGCCACCUGUGGCCACAGCAGCCCAGUGGGAGCUCAUGCAGCCACAGGUUAGACCCAUGGCUUACCCACAACAGCAGGGUAGCAGUGUCAGCCAACAUUCAUCAGGUCAUCAGGGCACCACCAUGUUUAACUGCCGUUUGGCCACCUCCACUCCGAUUCUUGGUCCUCAGGAUGCAACUAACUCCCAGCCUUAUGCCUCAAACCCUAUGCAAGUCCAUUCAACACCAGAUGCACAGCUGCAGCAGUUCGCUCAGCACUGGGUUAUGACCACCACGGCUCCGUCUGUCCCACAUGGGGUCAUGUCCACUACCACUACACCACAGAUGACCAUAGCACAGCAUCCAACCUUCAGCAGCGUGCUAACUCCUUUACAUCAUCUUACCCCAGUGACAUCUACCCCAGCAGGAGUCACAAGCAUGCCUGCCCCUUUAUAUAAUCACGCCACAGUCAUAACUGCCCCACCUCAGCAGCCUCUACUGCCCCAGCAUGGGGCUUUCCCCUCUGGACAGGGUGUUCCUGUUCACUCCACCCCCAUUGUUAGUCCUUUCCCUGCUGCAAUGCCAAAUCAAGAUGUUCCCCAGGUGUUACACAACGUCAACCCCGUUGCCACAGGGACUCUCAGCUCGUACCCCAUCACGGCACAGAUGCCCCAGCCACCUGCCCAGGUCGUGGGGCAUCGAGGCCCGCCUCAGGGGUGCCCGUCUGGGGAGAGCUCGGAGUACAGCCCCACGAGCGACGAGGAAGAGGCGGAGGGGGUGGACACUACACCUGUAAGAGACAGCGACUCCCAGACUGGAACCGGCACCGGUACGGGAACGCCGGCCAUCCUGAAAGCUAAGCCCCUCAGCCCAGAGAAGACUGCCAAGAAGGUCAUGACUGUCAAAUACCUCCUUGGGGAGCUGAAAGCAAUGGUCGUGAACCAGGACAGCGCAGCUGUGCAGCUCAUCAAUGAGGUGGAGAACAGCAUCUCUCUCCUGCCAGCCAUGGUGGGCUCCACCAACAUCCAGGCUGAGCUCGCUCUGGCCCUGCAGCCACUCCGCAGCGAGAAUGUGCAGCUCCGCAGACGUCUGAGGAUCCUUAACCAGCAGCUCAUGGAGCGUGAGCGAGCAGAGCGAGAGGCCCGGCCUGUGGACUGUGACCUGGAGAUGACCUCGCUGCAGUCCCUCAACCUGACCCUGCAGCUCCAGCUACGGGAGGCCAACAACGAGAUGGAGCAAAUACAGCUGAAGAACAAGGAGCUACAGCAAGCUGUGGAGGACAAAGAGAACGAGCUGCAGCUGAGCAGGCAGCAAAGUGAAGCAGAGACCAGUCGCAUAAUGAUGGAUGUCAGUGGUGCGUUAUCUGAAAUGAAAAGCUAUCAGAGUAAACUGGAGAGUUCCAUGAUGGAGAAUGCUGCACUGUCCAGCUCUCUCCAGCAGAGGGAAGCAGAGAUCUAUAGACUACAGGAGGUCAUCAGGAAUCUUCAGGGGCCAAUCUCAGGGUCAUCCAUAGAGCGUCUUGAAGUGAUGGACGCGCCAAAGCCAAAUCCCCAUCUCAGGAAGCACGUUCUGGAAAUGCACCAACAAGAUCAAAAAAGCUCUUGUGGGUCUGACGACAUCGCCGACUCGGUCAAAAACUACCUUCAGUCCAUGGAAGAGAAGAAUCUGACCUCUUCACCUCCAAGGUCUCACUUGAGUCCACAGAGGACCCCAAGUCACUCCUCUUCACAGUGGAGAGGUGCUGGGCUUGGUCUUCCGCAGGAACAGCUGUGCUCACCCAGACGGCAGGGUGUGGGUGUACUGGGAAAGGAGAGCUACAGCGUGGGUAGUGAGAGAGGGUUUGGUGGUGGGAUUGAUUUUGCCCCUCUGAAAGAGGCCGGAGCGGCACUGGCAGAGCCUCCUAUGAGGAUGGAGAGGUCAUUAGACAGGUCUGGUGCCCUGAAGUCUUUAAGUCAAAUCAUGGAUCGAAUGGCCCUGACAGCCAAAGGCCUGCAAUGUGAGGACAGUAACAAACCAUCUAGCACUAAUGGGACAACCUCUCACUUUAAGGUCAAUCCUGGUGUCCUGCCUGUCCCACCACAGCACUUGGACCUGGGCGAGACUCCAGCAGCAUACACAGGGAGGCCUUCGGAGAUGGACAGCUCCCUCUCCUCCACCUCCACCUCCUGUGAGUCCCAAGCCACGGACUGGAGCAUGAACUCCUGGUCCACCUUCAACACGCGUGAUGAGGAGGUGUUCCGUACUGGCAUGGCAGCAUUGGAUGCAAGCAUAGCCAGGCUACAGAGAACCCUGCAGAUCGAUAUCAAGAGAUGACGAUGCUGACUCUUUUACAUGCCACUAUUUACAUAAGUGUACAGAGGUCAAAAGUCUUUAAGAUAAGGAGUGUAGCACAUCAGGCUGUUUUUAUCAGAUUAUCUGUGUGUGCGUGUGUGCGUCUGUAUGUAUUGUGUGUCUUUAAUGAUUGGUUUAAAUUAUGGAAUUUUAAUAAAAACAUUCUUGAAGA